AGCAAAGUAGCAUCAGUCUAAGAUGAAAGUCGUUCUGAUGAUCGGUUUUCUCCUUGGCUUUUCCUUAGCAAACCCGAAUCCAAGUGGGCGGUCUCUGUCAUGUUCUGGUGAUAAAACACUCUUGAUGUCUAUUCGUUCCUUCCAAAUAUUUCAUUUUUUACUACAAUUGUGACACGUUCUUUAAGGUUAAAAAUUUCCUGUUUGAUUUUCCUCCUUUUUCUUUCCUUUCAGGUUUUCCAAAGCAGUUAUCAGGGAGAUUGUACAUGGUAUGUUCCAACGACAUGGAGAAAAUGAAUUAGUUGUAGUGACUGGAGUUUUCCAUCAGUACUUGAAAUAUGUUAUACAACAGAAUCACCUGAAAGUUGUUCUGUUUCGUCACCAUCUAAAUCUUUGUAAAGAGUCAGUCAUAUUAAAAUAAAAUUGUUCGUCUAUUUGGCUAUUCGUUUUUAAGCUUAUCAUAAUAAUAAUCAUCAAGAAUUUCUUCAUUUCAGGUCAAGGUGGAUGAUUCAGGUUCAACUGAGGCACACGGCAUGACAUUCUCCAUAGACAUGAAUCUUGAACGAAUGCAGAAAAAGAUGGGCGAUAAAAUUUUAAUAAUGGACUAUAGAGAGGUAAUACUAACUCACCUUUUUUGUUUCAAUAUUGAAAGUAUUUUCAUGACACAUGUUUCUUUUGACUCACAACGGCUAAACAGAACAAAGGAAAAUGUUGUAAGAGGUUCUCAAUAGGGUUAACCGAUAGCCGUUAACCGGCCAAAAAAUUUAGUCAGGCGUAAAAAUUGACAAGAUUGAACGGUUGGUCGUGGAGAAAGUUAACCGUAAAAAAUACGUCUGGUGGAAACAAUGGAACGAUGUUAAUCAUUAGCCGAAAACAGGCCAAAAUUUUAACCGCUAGCCGUAAAAGCCUUUACCCUAUUGAGACCCUCUUCUAAGGAAUGAUUCGCUAACAAGCAAACUACCUGAAACCUGAGAUAAAACGUACACGGUUAACGAAGUCGAGAUGGUUUCUUUCGGUCAUCUGGAAAAUAAAUACUGGUAAAUGGCAGCAGUUUCUGACCCAAUCCCUUAAAUUUGAAUCAAAUCUAAACGAUGUCUUUUCAAUUUCGCUAUAGAGUUGGAAAUUUUAAAGUGGUAAUUUGAAUAAGACCUAAUGAUUUGGCUGUCUAAGUAUUAACCCAACAAACUUCCGCUGUAGUUUAUUUAAAAUCUUUUUAUCUACAAAACGGAUUUCUCAAUAGGGUAAGAUCUAUGAAAUAAGCCCAGACGGAUGCCAAAUUGACUCAAGUGAGGAGAAGAGUAUUCCUGAAUUUCUGGAAGACUUGCCGCUGAGUUUAGUCGCCAAAGGUUCACUCGGAUCAAAAGGAGCCUUAGUGGAACUUUAUUCCUUUCAAGAUGGUGAAGGUAAGUGUGGCAACGCUUAUUGCUUUAUGCAAGCCUGACACUCCGACUACGCACCUCAUAAAUUUGCGAUUAGGUAUUGAAAUGUCCUACCAAAUGAACUACAGAGAGGUCCUUAGGAAUUCCUUGGUCUCUCUGUUGACCUUCGUAUCUGUCCAGAAUAAAGUCAAUAUCAGCGAUGUUGGUGUCCUGAUUGGAGAUUAGCAACACAGAAUUUGAAAUUUGUAAAUUCGUUAAUAAGUGUCCAACUUGUGUUUAGUAAUGUUUGGAAUGUUGGUUUCUGCGGAGGGAAGAAAAUUGCAUGGUGAGCUCUGAGAAAACUUUUGGGAAUACUGACGAAAAUCAGCUUCAAAUUUAACCCACAUGUGACGCCAGUGGUCCGCCUCUCAAAAAAAGUCUCGAUAGCAACCGCUCCUGAAAAGCUGUCUUAUGUAUUCUGUGCUUGCAUUAAAGAUUAAGAUGGCGAAAUGGUUUUUAAAUUCAUAUUACAACCAGUUGCAAUUUGGUGGGGGAAAGCUAUAACAAUUCAAGGUGGGGAUCGAAUGUUCCAUUGUUUUCUCUUGUGCAGAUCAACUGUCGUAUAAUUUAUCGAUCUGCUCAAAAAAGGUUUUAUGUGAUCGGUUUUGUCAUAUUUAUACUCGAGAAAUAAAUAAUUGCUUCCGUUUGAAGCCUUUUAUUUUUUAAAUUUUUUUAUUUUAAAAUGCAGAGGGAGGAGUAGUAACACUAGAGUCUGGCGAUCAGUGUAUCCCAGCAAGCUAUGCAGUGAAAACAAAACAUUCAGCCAUCUCAGGAAGGUAUAGUUUUUCUAUUAAACUACCGGAUAGCUUGUAACGCCUCCUUAGAAUUUUAAAUUCUUUUAUCCAGCAAACAGGGUGUCAAGUGCAACCAAUUAAGGAGCUUCAAAGUGUUACAUUCACUUAACACCCAAUUCUAUUAAUUGUUCAACAAGGGAAUGUUCCGAUUUUCACAGGAAAAACUUUAUUACCAACGAAAAGCCGCAGUUAGAAAGAAAGUGUGACUUUUCAAUGAUAACUCAUUACCAUUUUUACAAGCACCGAAUACUUGUCAACAACGCACGUAAAGAACAAAGUGCUGGCAUGAUGUUCCUCCUCGACAGCUUAUCCACACAACACUACGCUGACCAGUUCCCGACCCUUUUAGAUUUCAGUCCUUAACACUGCUUAUCUGUCAGUUACAGAAAUUUUUUUAUUUAUCUGUGAAGAGUAUUGGGUUGCCCGUUUUCCGCCCAACUAGUUUAAUUUCUGUCCAUCAACAGGGAUUUUUCUUUCCUUGCUCCACUUAAGUAUACCAAACGGAUGCAUUUGUAACCGUUUAUUUGUUUGCUCAUAAAUUCUAAGCGGUUUAGUGACUUUAAACAGUAUGGAGAAUAUGCAUACUCAUGUUAGAGUGUAAAGGGUUAAUUAAAAAAGGCUUGUCAGAUUUCUCAAUUUUUGUCUGUUUUCUGAUUUUUCCAGUUUCCUUGACUUGAAGACCACGGUUGAUCCUGGAAAGUUGAUUAUACCAGAAAAGUGCAAGCAGGAAAUCAGUAUACGAACCUUUCCAGCGCUUUCAUGGAAUGCGCUGAGCGACGCAUUCACUCUGUUGCAGUCUCAUAUUAAUGCUCGUAAACAGGGAUUUCCCUGGAUUCUCGAGAACAAAAACGAAAGAAAAAGGGGAUUUCCCUGGAUUCUCGGGAGGAAAAAUGGACGGAAAAGGGGAUUUCCCUGGAUUCUCGGGAGGAAAAACGGACGGAAAAGGGGAUUUCCCUGGGUCAAACCAGGGAAGUUGACGAGUCCUUAA
This is a messenger RNA of Pocillopora meandrina, 3197 nucleotides long. NCBI's taxonomy places the organism in Eukaryota, Metazoa, Cnidaria, Anthozoa, Scleractinia, Pocilloporidae. The record is from the annotation of a GenBank genome assembly.